AUGAACCACGGCUGGACGGAGCACAAGUCGCCCGACGGGCGCACCUACUACUAUCACAAGGAGCGCGGCGUCUCGGCCUGGGAGAAGCCGCCCGAGAUGAUGAACGCUGCGCAGCUCUCGGCGGCGGCCAUUAGCACGUCCGCGUGGAAAGAGUACACCGCGGCGUCGGGCAAGAAGUACUAUUUCAACAGCGCGACGCGCACCACCCAGUGGUCGAUGCCU
Molecule: messenger RNA, 222 nt
Organism: Emiliania huxleyi CCMP1516
Lineage: Eukaryota; Haptophyta; Isochrysidales; Noelaerhabdaceae
Exons: 1
Biological process (GO): mRNA cis splicing, via spliceosome
Cellular component (GO): U2-type prespliceosome; U1 snRNP
Molecular function (GO): protein binding; RNA binding
Source: RefSeq, a predicted model, not a curated record